AUGGCCGAUCUGACGGCUAAAUGGUUUCAAGCAGUUGCCAAAGGCUAUACCAAGGUCAUAGAAAUGAAUAUUGACAAGUAUGCGCACACUCAGGAUGAGCUGGGAGAGACAGCCUUGAUGAAGGCAGCACGCAUGGGCAACAGAGAGCUAGCGGAGAUACUCGCUCCUCAUGAAUCUGGUGACACAAAUAUUAAAAUGGAAACAGCACUCAUGAUCGCCGCGGCAUCUCAGUCAGCAGAGAUCGUCCGGUUACUUGCAGAACUAGAACCUUGUUGUAGAUUGAAGGAUGGAUGUACAGCUUUGAUGAUUGCCACAAUGAGCAGCAAUGUGGAGGCAGUGAAGAUACUUGUCAAUCUGGAAGGGGGGCUUCAGCGCCUUGACGGAGCCACCGCCCUCAUGCUAGCAGCAAAGAAGAACAUUCACUCUGUAAUCCCUAUACUUCUUCCGGUUGAGAAUAAGAUCCAGGACAAGACGGGAUGGACUGCGCUCAUGUAUGCAGCGAAGAGUAACGCACUUGAUGCAUUGAGAUUGUUGUGUGCAGAGGAAGCCAACAUCUCAGAGGAGAACGGCAAGACAGCCCUCAUGAUCGCCGUUCAGGCUGGCAACUUCGAUGUUAUUGAGGAUCUGUCCAGGCACGAAGCUGGCAACCGCAAUAAGCUGGGGUGGACUGCGUUGAUGCAGGCUGUCCAAGAUAACAAUAUAGAUGCAGCAAAGCUUCUUGCAGCCGUGGAAAAUGGGCUACAAUCGAACAACGGCAUGACAGCACUAAUGAUUGCAGCCCAAUCAAACUUCCUGGAGAUUGUUUUGCUACUCUGCGAUGUUGAAGACAUGUACCAGGACUCCCGUGGGCGGACAGCGCUCAUGCAUGCAGCAUACGCAGGUCAUGUGGAUAUAGUUAAGAUUUUGGCAGACCGGGAAGCCCUUGUCGUGGACACAAAUGGCAUGACUGCGAUGAUGGUAGCGGCCUUUGCAGGUCACCUUGAAGUUGUCGAGUUUCUCUCAGCCAAAGAGGCAAAAAUAAAGUGCAAAAACGGCAAAAGUGCAUACGAUUAUGCAGCAUCUAAGAACCAUAAGGCGAUAUGCGAAUACUUGCGCCCACUAGAGAGCUUUUAA
This is a messenger RNA of Giardia duodenalis, 1113 nucleotides long. Its product is annotated as Ankyrin repeat protein 1. The transcript has a single exon. The coding region runs from base 1 to 1113 and encodes 370 amino acids. Lineage: Eukaryota; Fornicata; Diplomonadida; Hexamitidae. The record is from RefSeq and is a predicted model, not a curated record. Gene Ontology annotation, molecular function: protein binding.